AUGACAUGGAGCAAUGCCACCCGUGUUCUUAUUCAUAUUGGCGAUGCGCCACCACAUGGUCGUCGUUUUUAUACUACCAAAUACGUGUAUCGUGACAAUUAUCCGGACGGUGACCCGAAUGGUCUGACUGCAGAAAAUGUGCUAAAGAAAAUGCAAUUAAAAAACAUUUUAUACUACUUUGGAAAAAUUAAUGAUUCUACUGAUGUUAUGGUUAAUGUAUUUCGUGAAAUAAUUGGAAGUUUUCCUGCUACUUAUUCAUCCAUCUUUUCUUCUAUUACACUAACCACAACUUUAAGAAACUCGGAAAGCAUAUACUCUUUGCAACGAAAAAAACUUCAAAUCAAUCCAAACGAACCUGAUUGGACUGCUCAUCCAGAGAAAACAGGAAAGCUUUUAUGUUAUAUUCCACCUAAAACUCUGGCUGAAGUUAAAGAUAAAGAUUAUUUUAUCAAGUCAAGCUUUACUAAGCAAGAUAUAUCUUUUAAGCUUGCACCGCAACCGUUCUCCGCCGGUGCUGAACGAUAUGCCUAUUUCGCAUUUGAUACAAGUCCUGAACGAGCUAAUAAAUUAGUGGUAAAAAAGUACCAUAAUAUUAAAAAAGGCACAAUAGAAAUGUAUUUAGAAUCAGUGGAAAUUUCUAAUGUUGCUGAUUUUUUAUCAACAAAAUUCAAUAUAGCCGCAGAACGGGUUGGUGUUAAUAAAAAGGUUACAUUUAUUGAUGUAAAAGUCUUAUAUAAUGGGACAGAUAAUACUUAUUACUCUGUAGAAGAAUAUAUUAAUAAUGCAGAAUUUAAAAAAUUUAACGUGAAUAGUGGUCUAAUUACAGAGUUUCAUUCCAUUCUCGAGGCAUUUGCUCAUUUCACGUAUCAAUACACUGAAGGAUAUUUGGUAGUUUAUGACUUACAAGGUGCCGAUUUCCAUAAUGAGUUCUUGUUAACAGAUCCAGCCAUACAUUGUAUUGAUUUGGAACAACAAACUUAG
This is a messenger RNA of Racocetra persica, 981 nucleotides long. The record is from the annotation of a GenBank genome assembly. NCBI's taxonomy places the organism in Eukaryota, Fungi, Glomeromycota, Glomeromycetes, Diversisporales, Gigasporaceae.